This is a messenger RNA of Penicillium odoratum, 498 nucleotides long. RefSeq lists its product as uncharacterized. The coding region runs from base 1 to 498 and encodes 165 amino acids. The record is from RefSeq and is a predicted model, not a curated record. NCBI's taxonomy places the organism in Eukaryota, Fungi, Ascomycota, Eurotiomycetes, Eurotiales, Aspergillaceae. The transcript has a single exon.
AUGCGCCUUGUCUUUAUGCGACAUGCCCCUAACUCCACGGAUAUGACACAAUCUGCCUUCGAAACUAGGAUCACCACCCAAUGCGUCCUAUGCGUCACUCUCAUUACGGCAUGCAUUCCCUGUUUGAAACCCUUCCUCGAUGCCUUCGAUAGCGGGAUGCUCGGCGUCGGCCUGCGGAAGCGCAACGACGGGAGCCAGCUUGACUCGUAUGGCAACUCAUACGCGUUGGGGAGUAUGAGCCGUGGGGCGAAGGAGGCCAGAACGCGCUCUCGAUACUUGGGCGAUGAGGUCGAGGGUCUCGGAACGUCCGCUGCAGCUUUUGCAGUUACCUCUCCUGGUAAACCACAGAACCUAGAGAAAAUAGGUUCUUCGAUGGGAAUUCAAAGAACAGAUCAGUGGAGCGUGAGGUGUGAGUAUGUCGAUACGAAGCCUGAGUCGUUUGGGGAGGGUUUGGAGGAGUCGGAGACAAGCGGUAGCCGAGUUGAGCAUUCACUGUGA